Messenger RNA from Arctia plantaginis, 498 nucleotides. NCBI's taxonomy places the organism in Eukaryota, Metazoa, Arthropoda, Insecta, Lepidoptera, Erebidae. The record is from the annotation of a GenBank genome assembly.
AUGCCAUCACCUAAUCGUCCAGCCACCGACUUAGUCAAUACCGAUUUACAACGAGAAAAUCAAUAUGACCAUGGAAGUUUAGCAACAAUUAUCAUGAACAGUGAACCAUUACUGACAGCAGAACAAAAAAUUAUUUAUGAUCGGAUUAUGCUGGCUGUUGCUGCUGAACAAGGCGGUUUUUUUUUCUUGGAUGCACCCGGUGGAACCGGUAAGACAUUUUUAAUAUCGUUGAUUCUUGCCAAAAUACGGUCGCAACAAAAAAUCGCAUUAGCAGUAGCAUCGUCAGGCAUUGCGGCUACUUUACUGGAUGGUGGGCGAACAGCACAUUCAACAUUCAAGCUGCCAUUGGACGUUCAUAAUAAACCAGAUGCAAUGUGUAACAUCAAAAAGAAUAGUGGAAUAGCUGCAGUAUUGCGGAAGAGUUCUAUAAUAAUUUGGGAUGAGUGCACAAUGGCACACAAAUAUUCACUUGAAGCAUUAAACAGAACUAAGAUUUAA